This is a messenger RNA of Lineus longissimus, 4119 nucleotides long. Its product is annotated as TNF receptor-associated factor 2-like. Gene Ontology annotation, molecular function: tumor necrosis factor receptor binding; zinc ion binding. The record is from RefSeq and is a predicted model, not a curated record. Lineage: Eukaryota; Metazoa; Nemertea; Pilidiophora; Heteronemertea; Lineidae. Gene Ontology annotation, biological process: protein K63-linked ubiquitination; tumor necrosis factor-mediated signaling pathway; regulation of apoptotic process. The coding region runs from base 409 to 1929 and encodes 506 amino acids. The transcript is spliced from 9 exons. Gene Ontology annotation, cellular component: cytoplasmic side of plasma membrane.
UGGCAGUGGUUCCUGUGCUGAACUGCUGUCAAUAUAUUGUUUUUCGCAAAGCUGAUGGCCUACAACUCACAAUAUAGAGAAGCCUCAGUUUUAAAAGAUCGAGACUCUUGUUGCCAGCAGUCCAGCACAUGAACUACAUUUUGCUGAACUGCUGCCCCGAGUAACGUUUUGGGAUCUAUUUCUUGGCUGAUUAAGAAGGUUGGAAAAAGGAGGACACGAUACAAAGUGUUUUGACGAGAGGCUCAUGGGCUUGGGGCUCAGCUGAAUGUAAAGAUCAGCUCCCCCAACUAGACGGCUGAGAUAAUAGCCCAUAUCACACUGACACCAAAUCUGCGCGGCCGCUGAAUUGAGGAACAAUUCAGGAACAACUUCGAUUUAGACACUCUCGGGAGAUCUAUUUUAAAAGGAAUGGCCCAACCGCCUGAAGUGGGCUAUGAAAGGAACAUCUUCAUCGACCAUGUAGACGAGAAGUUCCUUUGUGCUGAGUGCAGCCUGGUCCUACGACUACCAAGACAAAGCCAAUGUGGACAUCGCUUUUGUCUCAACUGUGCCACUCGAGCUUCUGGAAACACCUGUAAGGCAUGUCGUGCAGAAGGAGCUGUUGCCGAAUACAGUUCAAUAAAUCCGUCGCAGAUGUUCCCUGAUCGAGCAGUUGAAAAAGAAAUACAACAAAAGAAAGUGAAAUGUCCCAACCAAGGCUGCAUAUUUCAGGGUAUCUGCAGGGGAUAUGACGAACAUGAACAACAGUGUCGCUUCAAACCUGCAAUCUGCCGUCGUUGUGAAAACUCUGUUCCCGAAUCGAUGCUAGAGGAACACAUGAAAACAGAUUGCCCUGAACGCAUUAUCAAGUGCCGCUUCUGUCAACAGAGUUUCAGGAAUAUAGACAAAGAACAACACAACUACAGUUGUCCCAAGUUUCCCUUACGCUGUGGGGGCUGUGAAAAGACCAAGAUCCCCCGUGACGUUAUGAAUGAUCAUAUUUUGUCGUGUGAGACCGCAUGUCCCUACCAAUGUCUUGGAUGUGCCCCUGUUCCAGUGCGAGACCUUCCAGGUCAUUUCAAGGAGCAUUCUCAAAAUCAUCAACUCCUGUUGAUCAAAGGUGUCCUGGGGAAAGACAACAAGCUCGCACAGGAAGUUGAUAACUAUCUGAAGUCAAGUGUUGGCGGAUUGGAAGGGCGGCUUCGCGUUGUCGAGCAGGGUGGUGCGUCUGCAGGUCCACUUUCUGCCAGAAAUGAAGAGUGUUAUCAGCAACUGGUUGUUCACACAGAGGUCAUAAAGGUGCUGAAGAAUGAGAUCAGUACCCUCCACCAAGCAUGCAACACAGUUGCCGAAGGCGCCCAGGCACAGCAGUCCAGGAUCGUUGAGUUGGAGAACAAGGUCAGGCAGCUAGAGCGCACGCUGUCCCUGAAGGAUGUCGGCCUUGCAGAGCAGGAUCUGCGCAUACGCUCCCUGGAGUUGACCAGUUAUGAGGGCACCUUGCUCUGGAAGAUCACUGACUUCAAGAAGAAACGUGACGAGGCCAUCGCUGGACGCACCAUCAGCGUGUACUCGCCUGCCUUCUACACAUCACGCACAGGGUACAAGAUGUGCGGCAGGAUCUACCUGAAUGGCGAUGGUAUGGGCAAGGGGUCCCACAUCUCCCUGUUCUUCGUCAUUAUGCGGGGUCACUAUGACAACAUCCAGAAGUGGCCGUUCAGGCAGAAGGUCACUUUCAUGCUGUUGGAUCAGAACCAACAUGAGCAUGUGAUAGAUGCGUUCAGGCCUGACCCUAACAGCACAUCUUUCAAGUGCCCAACAUCAGAGAUGAACAUCGCAAGCGGAUGCCCUCUGUUUGUACCGUUGACGCACUUGGAAAAUGCGAGCAGCGCAUAUGUCAAAGAUGACACAAUUUUUAUCAAAAUCAUUGUCGACUGUAGUGAUUUGAAUUAACUCUGCCAAAGCUGGUCCGAAGCCCAGUUCUUACAAUAAAAUGAGGACGGAUUCACACCGUGGGUCUAGGACUAGUUGAUGGUAUAAGUUAUGUCUAACAUUGGUCAUUCAAAGUCAUUAGCGUAGGCUGUAAUAUAUGCUAAGUAUAAAUAUCCAUAUUUGAAUCCAAUAUUAUUGCAUAUGAGAUGUGUUAGUCAUCCGUGACCAAACUGUAUACGUAUAACCUUGAUAAAAUUUGUCUAAUUUGCGUGACCAGGAGUAGGUCUAUCGGUUGCAGUAACUAUAAUACAAGUCCAUUCAUCUGGAAUAUAUUCAGUGAAGGGGUUGUCUGUAAAUUGAAUACAGGUAGUAGGGGGUCUUUUGAAAAGAUGAUUAAAACAUUUUUAUUUUGAACAAUUUUUUUUGAAAUUGUUUCUUAAUAUGAAAAAGAGGUGAGACGUUCAGGUAACAAUUUAUAAGAGUAAAUUGGUUUCAAUGGAUGUCAACUGGUUGUUGUGUUUUAUCAUACAGAGUGACAUCAUCAACUGUGACAUUGUAAAAAUACACCAGUAUCCAGUGGUGAUCGUUUUGUGCACAGAAUACCAUAAUAUAUUUAUGGGGAAAAAGUAAACAAAUAUAUAAAGAAAUUUAAAAAAGUAAAAAAAUGACAUGAAAAAAACAAAAAAAGUAAAAAAUAUUUUUUAAAACUAGCAAAAAAAACCCAUUCAAACAAUCAGGUAGUAAAAUGAACAUUAAAAAAGUAAAAAUUCAGAUGCAAAAAAACUAAUAUAAAAAAAUAACAAUAUCUUGAAAUAUAUAAAAAAAUUCAAAAAAUGACAUGAAAAAAACAAAAAAAGUAAAAAAUAUUUUUUAAAACUAGCAAAAAAACCCAUUCAUACAUGUAGUAAAAUGAACAUUAAAAAAGUAAAAAUUCAGAUGCAAAAAAACCAAUAUAAAAAAAAAACAAAAAAAACAAUAUCUUGAAAACAUGUUUCAGUAGUUAUAUCAUUGACAUCCUGUUGUAGAUGGCAACAUGUAUGCAUGUACAGUACUCGUCAUCAUUAGGCUUCGUCGUCUAGGAUUUGUCUUGUCUAGGAUAUGUCUUUGGAUGAUAAAAUAAUAAAAGUCUUGAGCAACUUGCUGUUCAACGGCACUAUUAUUCGUGUUUAUAGUGUGACUGUGAUCAAUGUUAGACAUAAUGUGUUAAUUCAAUGGGGUUAGCCCAUGCUUGCUACAGUUGAUUUUUGAUGCGUUGCAAGGAAUAGUUGACUUUCUUUUUGAAGGCAUGUAAACUCUUCACUGUUAAUUCAUCUGCUUACCGCUAGAUGAGUUAAUCACGUGAUAUUUUCAGAAAGAACAGUACAAUAAACAUGUAAUUGUAACACUAAAUGUAGCUGAACAAACUUACAUUCAUAAAUUACUUUGUGGACUUUUACUGCAUACAUCAAACUGGGUUUUGUCUUAUUAAUUUGGAUACAAGUAGAACGAAUGUGUGGGACUUACCAAGGUCGAGUAAUGAAUUUUCACUGAAAUUUGUUUCGAAUGUAAAGCUCCAUUUGCCUAUGCGCAGAGAUGUGUACUGAAGUUGUGUACUGAGGUACUACAUUGUCCCACAAACUUCUUUCUAAUAGUCCUUUGUUUUUUCUCUAGAUAUCUGAGAUACCUAGAGGGUGCAGAGUGUUCUUUGAUGUAUCUAUAGUCGUACUUUCACCUAUCAAAUCCCCGUGUCUUUUGCGCUUACACCUAUGAAUUGCUGUGUCUAAAUAGACCCGUGUGUCAAAUCCCCGUGUCUAUUAGCCCCAUUGAGCUCGAUGGGGCUAAUCGGGGGCUAAUUUAGACCCGUGUUCAACACGGGUUUUUUUAGGGAGCACCCUCCCUACAGCGCACCUGUCCCCGGGGUUAUUAACCAUUAUCUAACACAACUGAUAGGUGUAAGUGCGCCACGGGUUUUUUGACACACGGCGAAGACACAGGUCUUGAAAAAACACGGGGUUUUAUGAUAGGUGGAACUACGACUUAUGUUAAUAGAUGGAUCAAUGAAUACUCAGUCUUAAAGGAGGUUCUCACAGGUUAUUGAUGAGGUGAGAAUGCUAUGAACAUCACUUAUUGAUGCAGACACGCCUAAGGAUGUUUGCUUUUUAUUCAUUUAGUCUCUCUGUAUCUUAUGAUUGUUUUUUUGUGCUUCUAUGAAUAAAAUUUUUGUUACAAUAA